AAGAUCGCAAGAUCGUGAACGCGUUCUUUCUCGAUCAACGAGCUUUCAAUCGAAUCGUUUUCGCAUCCGGAACUACUCUUCGUACGAAUCGCACAAUCCAUCGUUGUUUCGUGUUUUCGUGCCGCGGAAUAGAGGAAAGCACGAUCGAUGCAACAAUCGCACGUGGGAUCGGAAAUGUUCGUUAAAAGGGGCCGUUGUUUGUGUUCACAGUGAAUUUGUGCCACCACAAACGAAGGAGGAGGAGAAGUCGCCUUCGGAGCCAACCCUACCGCCAGUGCCUUACUUCAAACUCUUUCGAUUUGCAACAUGCGGGGAGUUGAUGCUGAUCUUGGGCGGACUGAUCAUGGGAACCUUGACGGGCCUGUGCAUCCCCAUCUCGACGAUUCAAUACGGUGAAUUCACCACGUUGCUCGUGGACCGAAACAUGAAGAAUCACACGAGCACGCCGACUCUCAUAAUGAAGUGGUUCGGUGGAGGAAAGGUCUUAGGAUCCAAUUCGACGUACGACGAAAGGAUGGAGGCGCUUUACGACGAUUCGGUCGCGUUCGGCGUUUCAUCCGCCGCUUUGUCCACCUUCCAAUUCGUGUUCGCCGUGUUCACGGUCGAUUUGUUGAACGUCGCGGCAUCCAGGCAAAUCGUCCGGGUGCGCAAGAUGUUCCUUCGCUCUGUCCUCAGACAGGACAUGACGUGGUACGACAUCAACACGUCGACCAACUUCGCCAGCAGGAUCACCGAGUGAGUGAUUUUCUUUGUCGUUUGCUGUUCAAAAUCAACCGUUCGUAUUCGCCAGAGCGGAAAUAAUCUUAGCCAUCUCGCACGCCUCGCGUUCUCCCACAGCGAUCGAAGGGGAGCGUGGUGGUUUCGAUC
Molecule: messenger RNA, 867 nt
Organism: Apis florea (little honeybee)
Lineage: Eukaryota; Metazoa; Arthropoda; Insecta; Hymenoptera; Apidae
Product: multidrug resistance protein homolog 49
Source: RefSeq, a predicted model, not a curated record